GUGUGCUUCGAUUCUGUGAAUUACGCACUCGGCCAGACACUUUUCAGGCUACUGUCAGGGAACCAAGUAAAAAACAACAAACCGUUUCACUUGGAAAACGGAUUUAAAAACUCGAAAUAAUACCUAGAGAGAGAUCUCUGAGACACAAGAGGAACUCACGCGCAAGGAAGACCAGGAGCUGCAGGAACGAUGUCACAGAAACCGGGAAAGGGCGAUGGCAAGCAGGUUAAACCGAAGAUGAGGAGCUCCAAGACAAAGACCGAGGGGGGCGGAGGCGGUGGCGGCGAUGCCGAUGACUUCGAUGCCUGGAUGAAGUCCCGCCAGCUCCUCAAGCCGGACGACCAGCUUGAACUCACGGAGGCAGAGCUCGGCGAGGAGAUCACCAAGGUGCUGACGCCCACCAACACGAAUGUCAUCCGCAACCUCGUCGUGUACAGCUUUAAGGAGGGGGAGUUUGUCCCGGCUCCGCAGCCGGGCAACACCGUCACUCUGAUAGCCUUCACCGGCAAUUCACUGCACGUGGACUCGGAGGAGGCGCGCCGCCAGAUCGAGGAGUCGGACGAGAUAGCCUACCCGCUGCCCAUGCCCAACUACACGGUGGUGGAGCAGCGUGAACCAGAGGCCGGAGAGGGUGAGGAGGGAGAGGACGAGGAGGACGAAGAUGACCGCGGUGGUAAGGAUGCAGCCCCAGACGAAGAGGAGGUCGAGGAAGAAGAUGAUGAGGAGGGUAAGGGUACCGAGGGCGAUGAGGGCGAAGGCGAAGGUGACGGCGGCGAAGCCCGCGACGAAGACGCUGCUGGGGCUCAGCGCGCACCAGGUGCUUCAUCUAAGAAACGGAAGCUAAUUAAUCAGUUCAACUACUGCGAACGGGCUGCUCUUACCUAUACCAACCCGAAGAGGAGCGUGGACACCCAAACGAUUCCCCCGCCCCGCUCCCAGUUCGGAGCUAAUGUGCUGCAAUGGGUCAUCUACGAUUCCUACCUUGAGAACUUUGCGGAGCAGCAGAAGGAGGGCGGCAAGAAGGAUGAGCGUAAGCGUGGUAGACGCGAAAAGAAGUUCAAGGACAAGUCCGCCAUCGCCGAGCAGCUGAACAAGAAGUAUCUCAAGUGCUGGCAGAUCCUCGAGCGAAUGAUCAACCAGAACAUCUAUGAUGAUAUUGCUCAUGACUAUCGCUACUGGGAGGAUCCAGCAGAUGAGUAUCGGGAGGGCGAGGGCAACCUUCUGCCUCUGUGGAAGUUUCAGUAUGAUAAGACCAAGAAGAUGAACGUCACCGAUAUCCUUUUUAAUCCCAGUUAUUACGAUUUGUUUGCAGUCUGCUUUGGGUCACAUGAUUUCAUGAAGCAAACCAACGAGGGUUAUUUGUGUCUCUUCACCGUCAAGAAUCCUUCAUUUCCGGACUAUAUCAUCCAAACCGACAGCGGCGUAAUGUGCUGCGACAUCCAUCCAGCGUAUCCUUUUCUGGCGGUGAUUGGGCUGUACGACGGCAAGGUGGCCGUGUAUAACCUGCGGGAGGACUGCAAGGAGCCGCUUUACGUGUCCAAGGGCGUCAAUUGCAAGCACGGCGAGUGCGUGUGGCAGAUCAAAUGGGGAAAGGACAUGAGCGACGGCGAAGUCAACUUCUUCUCAGUCUCCUCUGAUGGCCGGGUCUUCAACUGGAUCCUCAUGCAAAACAAGCUCUGGGUUACCACCAUUAUUACGCUGUACCGGGAGAACGGACUAGUGGACGGACCGGAUGGCACCAAGGUUAGCCUGAAGAGUGGGGGCUCUUGCAUGGUUUUCCAUCCCGUGGACAACAAGGUCUUCCUGGUGGGCACCGAGUGUGGCUACAUUUACAAGUGCAGCACGGCCUUCAGCUCCAAGUAUCUAAUGACCUAUAAUGCCCACAACAUGUCUGUUUAUCGCAUUGAUUUCAAUCGCUUCAACUCCAACAUCUUCGUGUCCUGCGGCGGCGAUUGGCGAGUUAAAGUCUGGGAAGACAUGCGCGCCGAUCCGCUCUUCAUCUUCGACCUGGGCUCUGCCGUUGGCGAUGUGAAGUGGGCCCCUUACUCGAGCACCGUUUUCGCCGCUGUUACCACCGAGGGCAAGGUGCAUGUUUUCGAUCUGAAUGUAAACAAAUACAAGGCAAUUUGCAUCCAGGCUGUGGUGCCCAAGCGGAAGAACAAACUCACCCGGCUGGCCUUUAACGAGAAGCUUGCCUUUAUAGUGGUAGGCGAUGAAAAAGGUGUUACCACUUCCCUGAAGCUGUCGCCUAACCUCCGAAUGAUGGUCAAGCCGCCCAAGAAGCAGCUGUAUCUUGACCAAACCACCCUGCAGAUAGGAAAGCUGGAGAAGCUGCUGUCCCUGGUCCGGGAGCUGCCCGAGGGAAGUGUGGUGCCCGAUGCAGCCACCACUGUUCGCAGCUAAAUAACUCACGAGUUCCAUAUAUAUUUUGAUAAGCCCCGCAGAUAAAACACUCGAGUCUGAUUGUAUGUAUUAUAUUUUACACAUAUAGAUCUGCUGGUUCUAAAAGAAUCGUA
Molecule: messenger RNA, 2516 nt
Organism: Drosophila kikkawai
Lineage: Eukaryota; Metazoa; Arthropoda; Insecta; Diptera; Drosophilidae
Product: dynein intermediate chain 2, ciliary
Biological process (GO): cilium movement; outer dynein arm assembly
Cellular component (GO): outer dynein arm
Molecular function (GO): dynein heavy chain binding; dynein light chain binding
Source: RefSeq, a predicted model, not a curated record